AUGUCUUCUGUCAAAGUGACCCCGUUGUCCACAAACUCCAAAUUAAAUCCAAAGUUUGGAGCAAUCGUUACCGGGGCCGAUCUGAAUAAUCUCAGUGAUGUAGAGUUUAGAUUGAUCCAAGAGGCGAUCUACAUUCACAAGGUCAUCAUAGUCAAGGGACAGCACAAUCUGGACCCGGUAAAUCAGUUCAAUUUUGUGCACCGACUAGACCCAGGUGCAAAGGAGGUCCAUGGCUUUGAGACUGAGGAUGUGACAGAGGAAACCACAGGUGUUCUCGGUCCACGGUUCCAUACAAUCCCCGGGUCAAAAGGAGUGACUGUUGUCGGUCAAGGUUACCAAGGGGAUGAUCAUUACGGACUCAAAGGGAUCACCGUGCGAUCCACCACACACGUAGAUGCACAUAUUGAACCCCUCUCGCCAGAAGAGUUAGAGAAUCAGCAAACUCGAUUUGGAGCAUUCCACUUUGACGGAGUUAUCUAUGGAUCGUAUCCCUCGCGAGUUACGACGCUCCGCUGCGUACGAGCUCCCAAGGGCCCCGAUCUUACCGUCCGCUGGGACGACGGCUCUGGUCGGAGUAUGCGCGUAAAACCCGGACUCACCGCUUUCUUGGACAGUGCCCAGCUUUAUAAUCUCCUUACGGAUGAAGAGAGGACACUUGCAGAUCACAGCCAGUGGGAGCCCGCUCCACAGCCAUACGUGUGGACCGGCACUCGAAAAAUUCGCAAUUGCGGCUUGGGCAUGGCGCCGGGUGGUCAGACAGUGUCUCUGGACCAACUGCCAACAUGGACGGCGGAGAAGGUAUACAAGUUUCCAAUGGUCUGGGUAAACCCAAUAACGGGCGUUAAAUCUUUCCAAAUCCUGCCGGAUGUGGUGCGGAGAUUGUAUAUGAAGUCUGGGCCGCAGGGCGAAGAGCGCGUAGUUGACGAUGGGGAAGAAAUUCGACUUUGGUUGAAUGACAUACUAGACCGAAUUUGCAUUCCGGAAACAAUAUUAGUCCCAGAGUAUGAGGAAGGGGAUGUUGUAAUGUUCAAUAAUUGGGAGGUCUUACACAGUUCUAUCGACUAUCCCACGAGCUAUGGUCCUCGAACGAUGCAUCAGUGCCAUAUUCCGUCUUCUACGUUUCCGGUCGGGCCGGUUUCCGUGUGA
Molecule: messenger RNA, 1146 nt
Organism: Talaromyces proteolyticus
Lineage: Eukaryota; Fungi; Ascomycota; Eurotiomycetes; Eurotiales; Trichocomaceae
Product: alpha-ketoglutarate dependent xanthine dioxygenase
Exons: 5
Coding region: 1-1146 (381 amino acids)
Molecular function (GO): oxidoreductase activity
Source: RefSeq, a predicted model, not a curated record